Molecule: messenger RNA, 2112 nt
Organism: Mytilus californianus (California mussel)
Lineage: Eukaryota; Metazoa; Mollusca; Bivalvia; Mytilida; Mytilidae
Exons: 2
Coding region: 93-1763 (556 amino acids)
Molecular function (GO): zinc ion binding
Source: RefSeq, a predicted model, not a curated record
CUGUGUAUUAAAUUACGGCGUCAUAUCAUAUCAACACCACUAGAGCUAGUUUUUUUAAUUACUAGUAUUUAUGAAAGGCUUAAUCAUCAGUAAUGGCACAAGUAUCCAUAAUUAGUAAAAAGUUCAUCAUGUGUCCAAAACAUCAAUCGGAGAUAGCAAGGUUCUUCUGUGAAGAUGAUCAAGUGUUGAUAUGCGAUGACUGUAUCAUAGAUAAAUCGUGUAAUCACAAUGGUCAUACGAAAAUCAAACUGAAAGACUAUAUCAGCAAGAAAAGGGAAGAUUUGAAGCAAAAUGCAACAGAGGCUAAAUAUAAAAACCUUCCUGACAUACAGUAUGCAUUAGAAAAGGCAUUAAAAGGCAAAACAGCUUUUAAUGCGUCUGUCGAUAAACAACUUGAGGGGGUAAAACUUAGACGAGAAAUGGUAAAGAAGGUGUUUGACGAAUUACAAGACGAUCUGAUCCAAAAUUUUGAAUCUGCUAGAAAUGCUGCAAACGAAGAUUUUGACAAAUUUUCUACUAGGCAGCAAUUAAGAAUAAAUUUUAUCCAAGAAACUACAAAUGUUGUGGAAUCUAGAAUUUCGAACAUGUUGGAAACAGAAGUAGUGUCCUACGAUGAAAAAUUAUCAUCAAGUCUGAAAGAUGAUCCGGACUGGGACGUAGUACUGCAGAUUCAACCACCCAGACAUCAGUGCCAAGAUGAAUUGGUACAAAAAGGUAAAUUGCAAAGUAUCAUUGGCUACAUGCAAUCAGGAACUUAUGAUGAAGUUGGCGAACCUGUUAUUCUUCGGGAGAAGAAUGCGAAUCAAAGCAGAAACACAGGAACAGAAGAGGAAAACGGAAGUGAUUCUUGUCCAUUAUCAAUUAUAAUAGAAAACAAGAGAGAUUUUUUGGCCGUUAAAACUUUUAAACGGACUGCUAAAGUCGCCCAUAUUGUACCAAAACAGAGUCUACAAGCAUGGCUUAUUCACAGCGAUAUCGAAGAACUAGACUGUAGCUCGGGAAUGGUAAAAACAAAAAUAAUAAAAUCUAUAGAAGAGGAACCACAGUGUGCUGCCCGUAAUAAUGCAAACGAGCUAAUCAUUGGAAUGUCGAAUAAGAAGUCCCUCAGGCAGCUAAAAUGUGGAGGACAAUUCGGAUUCAAUAUCUUCUCCAGAAAUAAGAGUUAUACCCUUGGAAAUUAUGUUAACACCGCACCUCUUCUAGCUGUGUGCUUAUGUACCUGUAGAUCAGCAUCCGUGAAUGGCGACAUUACAGUAUGCCUUGUCGAAAAACCAGCCUCUGACGAAUAUUCAGUUAAGAAUCCGAUUAUUCGACGAUAUGCAAAUGACAAAACUCAGCCUGUGAGUGACCUUGUUUUGUCGGAAGACAAAAUUGAAAUUGAAGCGCCAGCUUAUAUUUCCGAAAACACGAACGGAGAUUUGUGUAUAGUAAGUUGCCCGGAAGGAAAGAGUUCAUGGAUUACCAUUGCAGACGAAACUGGGACCUUGAAAUUUAGAUAUCCGGCGGUCGAUCUGAAGGCUACCAACCGAAUUGAUUAUGAAUUCAUAGGUGCAGGAUUUCUAUCUGACGGAACAAUAACAGUGUUAGAUAGAAUAGGUUUUAGACAACACUUACUUGACAUAGAGGGCGUGUUACUUCAAAAAGACACACACGAGAGUCUACCUGCUUGCUUGGCUAUUGCUCCGAACGAUCAUGUUUGGAUCGGAUUUGAAGAUGGACAGGUUAAGAUAUUUACAUAUAAAGAUUUAUAUUCUGAGAUUUAAAGCUAAAACAUGAAAAAAAUAAUUUAGAAUCAAACAGAGGAAGAAAAAUGUACAAGUUAACAAUGUUUGACCAUGACUGCAAUUUGAAAUUUUGGGAAACUUCUAAAUCUGUGAAAAUAUCCAUUGUAGUAUCCGGAAUUGUCAGUCAAAUAUAUCAGUAUUCCUUAAUAAUACAGCGCAUUAAGGAAACGAACAUAUGCUGUACUUUUUUAGCGACACAUAACCCUAUGCGAUAUAUCAUAGAAAAAUGUAUUAUGGUUACAUUCCAAUGCAUCAUGUUACAUUUGAAAUGAUUUCGUUAGUGUGGCACAUGGUGUAAUAAAAUUAAAUUGUAUUUUUCUACGAAGAA